Messenger RNA from Lynx canadensis (Canada lynx), 942 nucleotides. RefSeq names its product chromosome B4 C12orf42 homolog (gene CB4H12orf42). The record is from RefSeq and is a predicted model, not a curated record. Bases 1 to 942 code for a protein of 313 amino acids. Lineage: Eukaryota; Metazoa; Chordata; Mammalia; Carnivora; Felidae. The transcript is spliced from 4 exons.
AUGGAGAGUAGCAAGGACCCUGCCUCAAGACGGUUUCAGCAUGAUGUUGUGACCUUCAACCUUGGCGUGGCAAGACUCAGCUUUCCUGCUGUCCAGAACGCUGGUUCUUCUCUUGGCUGUAGUCGCUACCUUCUGGAUGGAGAAGUUGCCGACAGCAGUGUGGUGUUUCCAGCAAAGGUUCAGACUCCAGGGGCAUGUAGAAGACUACUUUGUGCUCAACAGUACAGUAUACCCAGGUCUCCUGCUCCUGCUGUAAGUACAGCUUUUUCUGAAGAGGAAAGCCAUGGAGAGGCCAGUUUCUCCCAAACACCAUCCAGUGAAUGGGGCGAGACCCGAUUGAUCUUUGCUGUCAGACAAGAAAUGAAAAAGAGAGCCAGAGGAGCACCCAAUGCGGCCUGGAGUCGUCCACUUUUGGAAAAGUCCAUGACAAAAAAGCCUAUUAGACCCAGUCACAGUCACGCCUGUUCCCCUGCGAGGCCUCCCAGCGCCACAGGCCUCUGCAGGAGAAGCCAGGCCCCGUUGGCCUCGUCGGGGGUCUCCCAGAGUCCCCCAGAGCCCAAGCUGGAGGACAGGGUGGCAGACGCAGUCGUCGCUCUGGCUGACCCACCUCUCCAAAGCCGGCCCUGGGGCGCGUCCGGAAGUCCGGGGGGUGGGGGGGUGGGGGGCGCGGUUGCCAUGGCACCGGAGAUGCUCCCCAAGCAUCCUCAUCCCGGGGAAGGGGGGGGGGAGAAAAGGGGACCCAAGGCGGACACCUCCCUCCACGGCAAUCUGGCAGGGGCGCCCGUUCCUCUGCCCGCCGGUGCUCCCACCCACCCUCCCUCCAAGAGGUUAAUCAAGGUUUGCUCUUCUCCUCCCCCCCCCCCCCGCCGCCCACCCCAGCGUUUCCAUACGGCUUGUUCACAGGCCCCUCCUAGGCCGAGGGUGAAUGCUCCCUUACACUGA